GUUUAGUAAACAGUGCGGAAUAGUUUCCAUUAGCAAAGCUUACACAGAAGCGAACGAACGAAAAAAAAGGAGCCCAUCGACUUUGCAGAUGGAAGACCAGAUACAAACACUCGACGCACGACCCGAUACGGAAGAAGGAAGCGCCACGCCCUCCAUAACUUCAAGCUCGGCCAGAAAACAGAAAUGGCAACGUCUCAUCGCCAGCAUCCGACGUCAGCCAUCGACCGCAGACGCCAUCCACUUCUUCAAUUCGCCGGCAGGUCUUCAUUAUUCAGACGAUGACGAAGCUUCGCUUGGUCAGUCAGACGACAAUAAUGUCCGUCUUAGUACGACCGACUCAAUUCAUCACUACAGUUACUACCAGCCGGCAUUUUACUAUCCGGCCAGCUGGACGGGCCUGGUCACCAUCACGUCACAAAUUCCAGUGAGCCUGGAUGAAAAAGUGGAGGACGUAACGCAGUUGUGGUCGCCGGAAGAAGACGGCCUUUACGUCGGCUCACCACCCAAAUGUUGCCGUCGCAGGUGGCGGCUUCUCGAACGGCGUCUGGUGAUGAGUCAGCCGCAACAAGAGCAACAACAGCCGGCCAGUCAUGGGCCGCCAGAGGCCGGCCGACCAACCGCCAAGACAAGAAAAACUAAAUGGUUCCACUCGGAUGCAACAUUGGCCGUUCUACCUGAUCCAUUACGUCCCUAUCUCAUCCGCAACAUCAUACCGCGGCUGGAUCCGUCAACGAUCGGCUUUCAUCCAGUUUAUCUUCCAAACGGAAAAUCGAUGGCAAACGAUGAGAGAAUGGCUAGAAAUGCACCUGAUCGACAAGUUCAUCCGCUGCACGUGUUCGUCAGCGCCAUCGAGUUCCAUCACCACUGGCUCUUCGGUCCAGAAAGCGUUUUAGCGGCGCGGCUGGCCAGCCAAUGGGCCACAUAUUCAUCGAGCGAUCGCUCAGCCGAUUCAACCGACAUCGCCACCGCUCACAUGGACGUCCUGGGCCGCAAGUUGCGAGCGCUCUACCAAGCGCACGACGAGGCCGUCGAUCUGCUCGACCGGCUCCAAUUCAACGGAGCCGAUGCGGCCGUUAUGACCGCCCAGCUUCAACGCAUCGCUUCAUACCGAGAGGCCAUUGGUUGGACCCGAGGGGACUACUACGCGGCCAGUCGUCGACGCAUUGCAUUAGUGCGGUCGAUGAUGGCCGAUUGGAAGCGAUUGAAAGACGUGCGCAAAAGCCAGGGAUUUGCCUGCACCAGAUGUCGAUUGUCGGUGCUCGGCGACAACGCAAAGGCCAACAAGAGUCGAAGAAAGAACAAGGAGGAGGAGACGAAGAUGACAAGUGGCGGUGCGGCCGGUCAACACGAACCGCUCGAUUGGGAUGAAGAGAUCGAGCGCCAGAUGGACGAAUCCCGUCGACUCUUCAAAGAGCACGUCCGUGCCGACACUGAUCGAUACAAGCGUCACAAGGCGCAGUGGAGGCGAAAAAAACGUGGAGACGGCAACGAGAAAAGGAGAAAAGACGUGACGAAGCAACUUGCAACGCAACGAUCCAGUUCGUCUGAAUCGAAAGAUCAAAAAGACGAUGGAAAGAGCGGGGACGAAAGUGAAGGUGAGCCGGAAGCGCCGCCGGAUCGUGAAUUCGACGAGGAACAGACGCGGGCGGAUAUUGUCAAAGCGAUGGAAGAAUCCCUCAUGCCACCUGGCGAGACCAUUCCCAACCUUUUAUGGAUUCCUGACGGCCUGAAAAACGCUCCUAGUGCCAUCAGCGACCGGGAACAGCUCAGAAGAGACGCUAUUAAGAAAUGCGUGUACCAGUUCAAGAUUUUAAUCAAUCAAGAAGAGAUUGCCACAUCGGACGUCUUCCACAUCGACGAAGACUUUACGGGGGAUGAGAUUCAACAAGCCUUUCAUUUGUGGGUCAGAGACAAGCCGCGAAACAUUUUCAUUCAAUUGUUCUACAAAAGCAGACAGAAUCAGAAAAAAUGGAUUUUACUCGCCGUUGUAAAUGUUCCCAUCCCAUCAGCGAAUGCAAGUUUCGCCAAACAGCCUGAAAGACAUUUAAAAUUCCAAAGCGCUUUGGUUCAGCAACCGAUGGAGGAGCUCGGAACCGUCGGCUGCGGAUGGAAGCAACCAGGACGAGAAAACGAGCAAGACGAAAGAGAAAAAUGGACAAAUGGAACGUUGGUAGUCAAAAUAGGAUGGGGCACAGACAAUCAAGGCAACAUUAAAGCGCCCAUCAACAUGGACGAUCCGCCAACAGCUCAUGCUGGGGCGUCGGUAUGGAUAAAUACAAAAACGCAACUGGAUCCCAACGAUCCAGCCAAUGCGGAGACGCUAGAACAAAUGGAGAAAAUGAAACGGCUGGAAUGGAGGGCCGGUAAAAGUGACAACGAAAUCGCCAAGAAUGACGACGAUCAAACGUUUUGUUCGGCAGAGCAAUUCGACUCCAACGUGCGUUUCCAACUGCUUCGACGACGGGCAGACGAAACGAAACCUUUUGCCCAUUUAACCAUGAUUCCUAGUCGACCAGACGAAAUACCCCACCAUCUGAUCCACUUGUUAGAUGGCAGUGUGAACAAGGGAUCGUCUUUCGACCAAACAGAAGAGGAUGAUUCAAUCAAUCUACUGGAUGCCUUACGGCGACGAGGGCAGCGCAAAUGGUUAGAACUUUAUCCAGCAGUAGCCGACCGGCUCUCAAGUUCCAGCCAGAAGAGGCUUCAAUUAGCCGAUCUGGUCAUAGAAGAUCACAUCUCAGAUAUAAGCACUUUUGGCGGGCAACUGAUGCCCGUAUUCUUCAAGGCACAUCGGCCGUUGCGUCCAGAAAGAAAAGAGCGCAAUCCAAUGCCACUGCUGGCCGGAUUGGCCAUCCAUACAACAGAACAAGCCACGUUGAGAGUCAACGUCAUCCGAGCGCUCAAUUUGCCACAUAAAAUCGAAAAAGGAUCGAUGGUCCAUCCGUUCGUCGAAGUGUCUUUCCAAAAAUGCAGCGCACGCACAACAGCGGGAAACGGUACGAGCCCGACCUGGAAUCAAGAACUGUCCCUUCCAGUGCAGUUUUCAGACGGAGUUCGAUCACUCGCCUAUUUGCAAUCCAUUCGAGACGAUUUAUUCAUUCAACUUUUCGAUGAGGUUGUGGUCGACAUUUUAGACGACGAUCGUCAGAGAGAUGUUAGCGUUCAUCAAAGGUACGAGCGACAUUGGCUCGGUGGUUUCAAAAUCCCAUUUCAAGUCGUCUACAAGUGGAGCAAGAUCGACGGCACUUUCACGCUGAAUACGCCAAUGGUGCCCAUCGGUUACGAAUACAAUCACUAUAAUCACGACGGACCCUUAUUGACGGUUCUCAUUUCAAUUCAUCCGGCCGUCAGUCCCCCCAGAAUCAAUCAGGUCAACGGGCCGAGUAUGGAAGACGAGAUGUUGGUGGAAUACGUGAACGGAUGGAAGAACAGCCUCUUUAAAGAAUUCCCCCAUUUAGACGGCCUUAUCGAUCCCCUAGUGGUCAAUGAAAAGGCCAUGACCGUCUACAUCGGCCGCUAUUUGACGCCAUUCGAACCCCCCGAGCAAUUGCAAGGAUCCAGUGACGACGAGACUUUGAAAAACCUUUGCCAAUUCGUAGCUGCAAUUCCAUCGCCACCCAACAAUCAACCCAUUUUGACAAGGAGGAUUUGGCUCACGUCUCAAACAGUGUUGGAAUGGCUAGUCGGUGGGGACGAAGAAAGAGCCGUUUUGCUACACAAUUACAUGGCGGCACUCCAUUACGAGGUGUACAUCCUGCUGGGCAUGGCCGUGCCCGAGGGAGAGACGGCCUUUGUUCUUUAUCGAAACAAGACAAACCAAACAAUGCGAAUGAUUAGUCCGACAACAGGAAUGAGCAAAAACGUUGCCGAUCCCACGUGUGCUUUACAGCAAGUGUGGGUUUUAUUUAAUCAAGAUAACUUCUGGGUCAACACCCACUUUAAAAUUCACCCGAGUCAAUUGCAAUAUCAAGUCAGCAAAGAAGCCGAUUGGCGCCCUCUGUUCGCAAGAAGAUUCCCCAAUCCAAGAUUGAAUACGAUUCAAACACCAGAAAAUUUGGUCUAUCCAGCGACAAGCGCGAAAGACGUACGCCAAUUGGAGGAAGCCAUAAUCAACCAUCUCAAACAGUCUUUUAUGAAAUGGAGGAAGACAACAAGGACAAAAUGGAAUAGACAUGCAAGCCAAAUCUUUCGUGACAUUCUGAUUCAAACUGCUGACGGAGACUUAAAGCCCACGUCGAACAAUUUGGAACAGCUGCUCGAAACUUAUAAAGUUUUUGGGGUCCCAAUCAAGACGGCCUAUGUGAACAUGGAAAGUCUCAGCGACAUGCUUUACGCUACAGGUCUGCACCGCCAUCACGGCUUUGAUUUUGCCCUAUCGACUUUCAUCAAGUCGUAUCCUAACCAUCUGAAUCACGUUUUCAUUUUUGGCGCCUACUUGGAAAAUCUCUAAGCCAAUUACGCCCUAUCACAUAAGAAUUUACAAAAAUUUUGCGUUUUGAAACGGAUGCGGAAAAAACUUGACAAUUUCAAUUGGUUGACCAUUAAAUCAAGUAGCCUAUGGUGGCAAUUAAAAACUUCAUUUCAAAAGGGAAAUGAAGCUAUUGCCAACACAACAUGGACCGAACUAUCCCCAGGAAAAAGUUACAACAAAUACACCCUUCAUGUUGUUCAGUGAAAUAUAAAAAUAUAAUACUACCACUGAAGCUGUACAUGAAGACAUUAGGUUGGACAAUAGAAGUUUCCAAAUGAUGGGUUCCUACCUUAAGACGGAGUUGCUAGAAGCUAGUUGCCUGAAGAGUUGAUAUUAUUUGCCUCCCUUCAUUUCUGGCAAGAAAUGUUCAAGAGCAGCACAUUUCUGGUGGUGGCUUCCACAAUCUGAAGGGAUGUUAUGCUGAGCAGGAUUCA
Messenger RNA from Daphnia carinata, 4905 nucleotides. It is a transcript of the gene Cc2d2a, whose product is annotated as coiled-coil and C2 domain-containing protein 2A-like. Gene Ontology annotation, biological process: protein localization to ciliary transition zone; non-motile cilium assembly. The record is from RefSeq and is a predicted model, not a curated record. Gene Ontology annotation, cellular component: ciliary transition zone. The coding region runs from base 89 to 4450 and encodes 1453 amino acids. NCBI's taxonomy places the organism in Eukaryota, Metazoa, Arthropoda, Branchiopoda, Diplostraca, Daphniidae. The transcript is spliced from 22 exons.